AGUUUGUAAACAAGCAAUGGAUCUGUUUGGUUGUUCUUAUCAGCAUUCCAGAAAAUAAGCAGUUACGAUAAUUUGUACAUCGCUUAACAUUUGUUUUCAGGACAAACAAAGUGAUAUGAAAAGCAUUUUUGAAAUUUGCAAAGAUUAGAAAAAGAUUAGGAGAAUGGAUUUCAAAUAUGGAACAUAUCUGGUAAUACUUACUCUAACUAUAAAAGCAACAGCCGAUUGCGGCUGUAAUAAACUAAAGCGAACACCAAAUGGACCAGAAGCUCCACAGGAACACGUAAUUUUUCCCGAAAAACAUGAAGCGAACGCGCACGGCGAAGAUUCUCCCACAAAUCUACUUAAGCUUGUGGAACACUCCAAGAAGUUCAUCGAUAUGAGUUUAAUACCUGGUGGAAAAUACGUGAUCGGUACUAACGAACCAUUUUUCACCGACGAUAAGGAGGGACCGGAGCGUGAAGUUGAGCUGAAGGAAUUUUACCUGGACCGAUAUGAAGUAUCCAACCUGCAAUUUCGUGACUUUGUCCAGCAGACAGGCUAUGUAAGCGAGGCAGAAAAGUUUGGCGAUAGUUUCGUGUUUCAAGAAUUUCUUACUCCAGAAGUCCGGAAACAUUACAAUGAUUUUAGAGUUGCCGCUGCCCCUUGGUGGUACAAAAUUCAAGGAGCAAACUGGAAACAGCCGGAGGGCGAUCCAGAAAAAGGAUUAGAAAAUCGCUUAGAUCAUCCGGUUGUCCACGUGUCGUGGAAUGAUGCUGUGUCCUACUGCCGCUGGAAAGAAAAGCGUUUGCCCACCGAAGCGGAAUGGGAAGUUGCUUGUCGCGGGGGAAGAAAGCAAAAACUUUUCCCAUGGGGCAACAAAAUGAUGCCAAAGGAUGAGCACUACAUGAACAUAUGGCAGGGAUUGUUCCCGGAGGGUAAUUUGGCGGAAGAUGGAUGCGAGGGUACAUGUCCUGUAGAUCGUUUCCGUCAAAACGCCUUUGAUUUGUACAACAUAGUGGGUAAUGUUUGGGAAUGGACCGACGAUCGCUGGGACGAACAGGAGGAGUCAGAAGCUCCGAAUCGAGUUAAAAAAGGUGGUUCAUAUCUGUGCCAUGAAUCGUACUGUUAUCGGUAUCGGUGUGCCGCUAGAUCUCAGAAUACCGAGGAUAGUUCAGCAGGAAAUUUGGGUUUCCGUUGUGCUGCUGAUAUCGACUGAACCAACUGACUGUACAACUGCUCUAUGUGAUUUUUCAGACAGCUAUCAAUAUACAUAGCUGUCUGAAAAAUCUGAUCUGAUCUAAUUAUAGACACUUUACCACGUUCAAAUAUUAUGUAAAUUGCUUAUUA
Messenger RNA from Uranotaenia lowii, 1329 nucleotides. Its product is annotated as formylglycine-generating enzyme. NCBI's taxonomy places the organism in Eukaryota, Metazoa, Arthropoda, Insecta, Diptera, Culicidae. The record is from RefSeq and is a predicted model, not a curated record. Gene Ontology annotation, cellular component: endoplasmic reticulum. Bases 164 to 1198 code for a protein of 344 amino acids. The transcript is spliced from 3 exons.